GGCCCGGUUUAAGGCCACCCCGGCAGCACCCGCCAAACCGCCGUCCCCUCAGCCGCUGCCCCGCCGCCCCGCCCCGUUGCGAAGGAAGCGGCGUCUCCGGUUGCUACGAUGGCGGCGGUGCAGCCGGAGCAAGGCUAAAGUGCCUCAAAAAAGAGCCGAGAACAGCUCCCGGCCCCCCCGGUAGGGAGGCGGUGGGCCCGGGUCGCCUCCUGGAGCCCGGCGGGGCAGCGCUCGGCCGCCGCCUCCAGCGCAGGGCGGCGGGCGGGGGGGGGCUCCAUGGAGGAUCCCGGCACGGACAACGUUUUAACAUUUCAUUUUGGAUGGGAUUUAGAAGAAGAACGCUGGGCAUUGAAAGAAGAUCAAAAGCUAUUUCGGAGUAAGGCACAGAAAUAUUUGAUAGAGACGAACAGAAGAAGAAGAGCCUUUGAAGAAAGACGGAAGCAAAAAGAAGAAAAAGAACAAAGACUUAGAGAACAAGUUCUGCAACAGAGGAGAAUUAAGCUUCAGGAAGCAACUGAGAGGUUCCAGCGUGCUCAUCUGCCUGCUUCUCAGCACAAACAAAUAGUCCAGACAAAAGCAGAUUUUCAGCUAGAAGAAGCUCUUGAACAAAUUAAAGGAUCAGUUUUAACAUCAGGAUUGUACUUGCCCAGCAGAAACAAAACCACCUUCAGAGCCACAGAUGACACUUCAUCCUCAUCAGCAUCUAGAAACGGUUAUUCCCGUCAGGAGCAGAUUUCAGCAAUGGUUGGCUACAAUAACACAAUGCAGGAGAGCACUACAACCAGCAUGGACAGUAACCAACUUUUGUUCCAGAGAAAUCUGAAAGAAAUGCAGCAGCUCCUAGAAAAACAGCAUCUCAGCAACUCGGAGAAUUUUCAUCAACAAGUUGAGAAAACAGACGAUUCAGAAAGUUUAUCAAGUCUUGACAGUCUUGAGGCUGGGGAACAAAAUGAAAAUUGCAGCCCACCAAGUGAAUCUCCUUUGGUUACGCAGUGUGACUGUGCACAGACCAGGAGCAAUGAUUUGAUUUGUACAAUUGAAAAUACUUCUAAAAACAUGCAUCUAAAUAAUUGUCAGAGAAAUUUAGAUUCCCAAAACAGCCACAACAACUUACCUGUUCAUGAUCUUUUAGAUAAACAUAACGUUCUAACUGUUGCUGAACAUGUAAACAGUUCAGAAGAUGAAUCAUCUGAAAAAAAAGCUGCAGAGUUCUCUACUUCUGGUAAUCAAGAAAGCUCUGUAAAUAAAGAAUUUACUUUUCUGCAAAAUAUAAAAGAAGAAAGAAAGAAUCCAUCUUCUGGAAUGGCCAGCACAUUGGCCACUGGUCAUCCUGUUUUCAGUCCUAGCAAAGCCUGGGCCAGCCCUGAUUCUAUUCCAGGAGAAAGAAUUCAGGAUCUGAUGCAAGAGCAGAGCUUUAAAUUGACCCCACAAAAUAGAAGUAAAUGUGUGCAAACCUUCAGUGAACCUAUUGCAACAUCUGGAAUCUUAUUUCCUAAUCAGAGGUGUUCCACUGGUGUUCCCAGCACAGCUGAUACAUUGCCAAAGGACAAAAACAUUAGUAAAGAUUUUCUAAAAAAUACAUUGGGAAAAGUGAUUGAAACAAAAGAAGAAAACAUUAGACGUGUUGAUGAUGUUGACCAAGGAUCAUCUCUAUUUCAGGAUGCCUCAGUUCUGUGCAAUGUUAAGCAACAGAAUAACAAGGAGGAAGAAAAGGCAAAUGUGGUUGAAACUAUGUCACUGGUGUCUGAUACAGAGUUCAGUUUUGGCAUUCUUGCAGAGCACAAAACCCUGAAAAACAAUAUUUACAACGGGAAAAGAGCAAAACUAUUCAGAAGUAUCUUAAAGAAGGAAUCUAAAUGUGAACCCAGACAUUUCAAAGCUGUGGUUAAGAACCAUGGGAUCAGUUUUGGAACUCGACCUGUGUCUUCUAUCAGAGACAGUUUGGAACUAGCAAAAAUGAAAAAGAAAAGUGGAGAAAAUGAAAAAAACAAUAGGAAACUAAGAUGGUGUGAUCAGAUUAACAAGAUAAUAAUGGAAAAUAAUGAAAAACGCUGUGAGAAAAAUACAAGUGAAAUAUCUUCUGCACAGCUGCAACGUCUUCAAACUGCAAGUGAUGCUUCUUGGACUAAUUUAAGUAUGGUUGUUCACCCUUCAAACACCACUUUCACAAGAAAUCACCAGGAAAAUUCUCAUAUACCAAAAUCAAAUAUUAAUUCUGGAACAUCAAAUAAAGAAUGCAUGUCUCUGAAUGUGUUUACGUCUACUGGAUCCUCUUUUGCUAAAAAAGCUUGGAUGGUAUCAAAAGAUGAAGAAAGAAAGCCCCCAGUAUGUAAUAAAUCUAAAAUUUACGAAGGUAAUCAACACAAAAAUAAGCCAAAAAUAGCCAGAAGACCAAGACCCGUAGGAGCCCAGUUGGGUUUUAUGUCAAAGAACAGAAGAGGCACUCUGGUCCAACCUCAGUGGGCUGCUGAAGCCGACACAAUUCCAGUAGCUCGAGACAGAGCGUUGGUACCUCACCCACCAUCUGCACCUACUCUGGGAAACACAAGUGGCAAAACCAUGGUCAGACUGGGGUUUCAGCCACGGCCUUCCUCCAAACUUCAGUCUGCCACUACAAAUGGUGUUGUUCCUGUUACAAGACAAAAACAGAUUUUUGACAACAGUGAACAUAAACACAGAGCUUUUUCAGAACAGAGAAGGCAAACUGUAGCAUCUAAAAGGAAGUCUACUCAUCAGACACAGAAUUCGUUACAUGCUGUCCAGCUGAGUCCCAUUCAAUCUGCAUAUGGUCCAGCACAAAAUAUGAAUAACGUCUACAAGUUUGAUGAAGUUUCAGAAAGCACUGCUCAGUUUCUUAUGGCAGAAAAACUAGCAAGUACACCAGCUGCAGAAGAUGAAAUCCUGGCAGCUAUAGAAGGUGUGCAACCAGCAAGACAACCCUUUCUGCUUAACAGGGCUCCAUGUCUAGGCAUGAGUGCACUUUCAGUAGAAGAAGAGAAGAUUUUCCAGUCUCUUGAUCGUCUCAAUCAAAGGCUACAAAAUGUUCAAGAAGCCAUUACCAGAAACCCAUCUGCCUCGGGUGUUUUACAGAUAAUCACUCCUUUAGUAAAGUAUUCAGCAAUGUAUAUCCUCCCCUUUGGUGAAUACUACAGUAACCUCACAGCAGUACCAGAAUGCAUCAGCUAGCAAUCAAUUGCAAGUGCACAGGAAAUACUGAUAUUCUCUUAAAAAAGCUGCUCCAAUAUAUUGCAGCAUUAUGUACUUUUUAUGUGUGUAUUAUUUGACACUAUAAAAUUAGCCACAAAAUAAAGAUGAAAGCAGUAACUUGAGUAAUGAAUUACAAUUGACUGUUAAGCAUUUUUAGGAUAAUUAAGUCUAUUUUAUUAUGCACUUUAUUGUAAAACACUGUAUAUUAAAACAAUGAAAAUACCUCACAUUUUUAGCAUUUAUAUUGGUAGUGUAAAUUUCCUGUACCUGUAAUUAAAGUGAAAAGAAAAAAAAAAAAAUCACUAAUUAGAUUAUGUGUAAACCAUUCUCCUAAAUUCCUGUGUUUUUUUAAGAUUUGCUAAUAGGUUCUAUUACAUUUAUAAAUGAAACAUUGUAAAAGUGAUCUGAUUAUCAGUAAAUAAUGCAUAGAGUUUCACCUUUCUCCUUUAUAUUGGUGGCUGUAUUGCAAAUUAUUGCAGACUGUCUGUUGCCCUUAUUCAGUAGUUACAUCUGAUGGUGCUGAAACUGACUGUGCUCCCAGCAUCAUACUUCUUCUGCUUCUCCUUCAUACUUCUACUGCUCCUACACUUCUUCCUGAAUUUGAUGGAGGUUCCUGUUCUCCAGCUUUUCUCAACAACGUUUUCCAAUGCUUGCACUUAAAGACCAGUUCUUCCUCAGCUCCUCAUGUGAAGGAACCCAGGCUGAAAUUGGCAGGAAAUUAGAAAGAAAAAUUCCUGGGGAAGGACAAGUACAACAAAGGGUGUGUAGAUGCACUUUCACUGAAGCACAUUGGGGAAAUCUUUAUACGUCAAUGACAGCUUUGGGCUAAAAUAAUUAUCCUAGAAUCACACCAUAAGAACUCAGCUAGCUCAACAGCAAAAUGUGAUUUUGGUUUUUCCUCAUAAGCUUUACCUUGCUAAUACAUAUUACACAAUCUCCAUAUAAGGAGAAUUAAGAACAACCAAAGUGGGGACAACAGGCCUGGAGAGGAGGACUCCAUUCCUGUUUUUAAGAUACAUAGAUGGAGCCAAAUAAUAAUAUAUUCUGCAUAAGAGUAUAUGUAUUCCAAGAACAUGACUAAAUGUCUUUCUGCAGAGCUUAGUGAACUUGCAGUUGUCUUUGUAAGUGGUUAUUUUGGAGGGCAAUUUGGUUUUGACAGUCUUGAACUGACAGAUCAUACUUUGGACCUUCAAUUUUAAGUUCACCUGACUCACCAUAACUAUUAACAUGGCAACAGAUUUGUUUUAGUGAUGUUUGGUGAUAAACCUGUCUGCAUUGUUAUACCAGUUCUAGAGCAAAGGCCUUUUGUUAGUUAACUAGCAUGACACCUAAAUCUGUGAGAUUUGAUAAUUAUUAAGGAGCAGUAACUUUUUAACAUCCUCUCUUUUUCUCUUCUGCUGUUUCAGUGCAAAGUAGAUAAAUAUUGCAAAAAGCUGUAGAAGGCAUAUACAAUGCACAGCAUCAGUCAACAAAUCUAAGCUGGUGACCAGCUGCAAGAAACAAUUAAAAAAAAAUAAUAAAAGCAAUUUAUUAAACCUCUGAAUUUAUAAUUUCCUAUUAGAUGUCUGAUUUUCCUUUCAUUAUACAGUAAAAGAUGUGGGGUUGGCUUUGGGACUUAAUCACUCGUAUUUCCAUCAGAGUGCUGCCUAAAUGCUACAUAGUGUUAUUGUGAGCCUUUGUUAGAGUGUUUGGGAGCUAAGAAGAGUUGUAUUUCAGGAGUGGGCUCAGUGCUGUACCAGUGCAACCACAGAAACACAGACUCAGAAAGACAUAAACACUUCUCUGGAUAGAAUACAUCUUCCCAGAAGAAGCAAUCAAAAGAUAUUUGGCAAAAGUAUUUUUAAAACUUUGUUAUUCCCAAUCAUACCAAGAUCAUCACACCAGUACCUUUAAUUAGUGUUGCCAUUGAUUAGGAGGGAACCAGUCUGUCAAAUGGAGACAAAAGGAAAACAAGUGCCAACACAGAAAUGGAAAGUUUAUCAGGGGAUUAGGGCUACCUGCCGGUGGCUGAUGUGAGCCACAAUUAAGACUAGCUACGUAUGUAGCAAAUAGCAGCAGAAUUUUUACAGAGGAAGUUUAGGGAAAGAUUAUUUUUCUCAAAACAAUGCUUUGAAAAAUGGAAGGAUGCUACCUUUCUCCUCUAGCUAGGCAUUGCAACAUCUUUGGGAGAGAAGAUCUGAUGGACUUGAAAGACUUCAAGUCUAGACUUCAGUCUGGAGCCUGUUAACAUAAAUUGUACUUAAACACCAAAACUGCAGAAACUCGGUGUCCCCUUCUGAUUGCUGUUGCCAUCUGUCCUGUUCCUGCUGCCAGAAGGGGGAAAGUUGUAGCUGCAUCCCAGAAGCCUGAAGGAUUGCAAUGUGUGUCAGCACUUAUAGGGCCUUUGGUGCUCAAAUACGUUAAAUACCCAGCAGAACACAUCCGUAUAUCUUCAGAGCAAAUGAACAAAGGCCUUCUGAGUUUGACUUCAAAAUGGGUUUGCACUGAAAAAACUCAGCCCUCACAUCUCUGUUUGUAUGCAGUAUGCUGCAACAUUCCAGUAUGGUGAGGAUUUAAUAUUUAAAUAGUGAGGGAAAGUUUCCCCACAGAGAUUAAGAGAAGGAAAGCAAAUAAUCCAAAUACCAGAGGCCAUGGAUCAAAACCAACCCUUGCUAGUCAGCAACCCAGAAUGCGAGCUUAACCAGGUUUCUUCUCCCAUUAAUCGGUUUAGGUGGCAAAAGCAAAGCCAGAGAGUCAGCUUCCUCUCGUAAUUACGCAGUGAGAUUUUUCAAAACCAGGUGCCUGCAUUUAAGUUUCUAGGAAAAUAUUUCCAAGUAGGAUACUUGAUUUAGGGUUACAGGCUUCAACUCAAAGACAGUAGCCUUGUUUCUUAGGUUACUUUGACUCCUUUGAGAAUAUUAAAGUAUAGUUUUUGUUUAGGUAUCUCAACAGUGUGAUUCUCAGAAGGAAUGUGCAUUAGGACAGCAAACCCAGGGGCAGCUACUGGAUUCUGAGCACUUCAAUAGAGCCAACGAGCCCUUUUGUUCCCAUAACUUGAUAAUUAUUCUUCAGACUGAUAUUUGAUAUUACAGAUCAUUCUAUUAAUCUUAUAGAAAUUAAAAAUAAAUAAUUAAAAAAAAAAAAAAAGAUAGCUUUAUUCUUCAAGUUAACUACACUUAAAUCAACACGAUUGGUUUAGAUACAAACAUUAACAUCUGGAUACCUUAGAUUUCCUCCUAAAACUCUUCAGUCUGCCUGCCAUUUUUGCUGCUUU
Oxyura jamaicensis (ruddy duck) is the source of this 6460-nucleotide messenger RNA. It is a transcript of the gene CEP126, whose product is annotated as centrosomal protein 126. Gene Ontology annotation, biological process: mitotic spindle organization; cytoplasmic microtubule organization; non-motile cilium assembly. Lineage: Eukaryota; Metazoa; Chordata; Aves; Anseriformes; Anatidae. The transcript is spliced from 11 exons. Gene Ontology annotation, cellular component: midbody; centrosome; ciliary base. The record is from RefSeq and is a predicted model, not a curated record. The coding region runs from base 277 to 3186 and encodes 969 amino acids.